Messenger RNA from Cercopithifilaria johnstoni, 1638 nucleotides. The record is from the annotation of a GenBank genome assembly. Lineage: Eukaryota; Metazoa; Nematoda; Chromadorea; Rhabditida; Onchocercidae.
AUGUCACGAAGACGACUGCGUUUACCCAUAUCGUUACGUAUCUGUCCAUAUCAUUUUCUUGUCCUCACUAUAGAGCUUGGGACUACGGAAUCCAUUAAACUGAAAAAAUUUCGGUGUUUGUUCGGAGCUAAAUGGCAUAAGAUGUCGAGUGGGAGCGGUCAGGGAGCAAUACCAGUCCCAGGACCAAUCGUUGCACAGUCAUUAGAUGCUUGGCCACAGAAUAUGGCGGAUAUUGGAGGAUUAAAUGGAUCGGUAUCGAAAUACGCGCGGAUGGAUGGAAUUGGGCUUAGAAUUGGUGAGGGUGACGAACCUGGAUCGGAUAAUAAAGAGCGAUUCGCACGUGAGAAUCACAGUGAAAUUGAACGACGGAGGCGAAAUAAAAUGACGCAAUACAUUAAUGAACUUGCUGAAAUGGUACCUCAGUGUGCUGCUCUUGGUCGCAAGCCGGAUAAGCUAACUAUUUUGCGAAUGGCUGUCUCCCACAUGAAGGCUAUUCGUGGUGGUUCACAAAAUGAAGCCUCGUAUAAACCAUCUUUUUUGACAGAUCAGGAAUUGAAACAUUUAAUCUUGGAAGCAGCCAAUGGUUUCCUGUUUGUUGUUUGUUGUGAUACAGGAAGAAUUCUUUAUGUAGCCGAUUCAAUUGUUCCUGUUCUUAAUAUGCGACAGGAUGAUUGGCUGCAUCAUGUUAUCUACGACCUGGUACAUCCUGACGACAUAGAAAAAGUGAGGGAUCAGUUAUGCGGAAGUGAAGCAAGUUUAAAUCGAGUUCUCGAUUUGAAAACUGGUACUGUUAAAAAAGAACAGGGUUCCAUUCGUGUUCACAUGAGUUGCCGACGUGGUUUCAUUUGCAGAAUGAGACUGGGGCCAUUGGAACCUCUUCAUCGUCUUUGCAAUCGACGACCCAUUUUUACACAUAAUGGACAGAAUUAUGUGGCAGUACAUUGCACCGGUUACAUUAAGAAUUCUCCACCGAGUGGUCUUGGACUGGAUUCACAGCCAUCGAGCUGUCUUGUUGCUAUUGCACGAUUGCAAGUUGCCAGUAUGCCGAUUAGCAGUGAACAGAAUUCCACUUCGCAGUUUUCAGUAAGGCUCGCAGAGGAUGGGAAGAUAACAUUUGUGGAACAGAGAGCGGCGAUUCUGUUGUCUAUGCCCACGGAGCAAAUAUUAGGACGUUAUUGGUGGCAGAUUGUACAUCCUGCAGAUGAACAAACUGUGCACGAUACUUUUAUGCAUAUUAUCCAAGUAACUCACAGUACUUUCGACCAAGGCACACAAAUAUCAGUUCGAUUAAGGACACAAACAGAUUUCAUUCCAUGCGCAGUCAGCGCCCAUAGAUUUUUAAACCCAUAUUCGGAACAGUUUGAAUAUGUGGUUGCCACACAUAUAAUGAUUCCAAAUGACAACGAAAGCUGGCAAGCUGGUUCCCAGGCCUUCCCCGCAGCACCAUCUCAAUUUGAUCCAGGUAACGAGUGGUCCAUUAGCAGUUUUGGAUCGGAUAGUGCUGUACUUGGUGCUAGAAGACAUAUGUGGAGUGCGGAACAAUGGGAACAGUAUGGCCAACGGAUUAGUACCACAAAUGAACGGGAUUUGGAAUUCUUGGUCAUGUUAGUCAUGGUGACCCGGAAUAUUUCACCAUGA